This is a messenger RNA of Cimex lectularius (bed bug), 6466 nucleotides long. Its product is annotated as lysine-specific demethylase phf2-like. The coding region runs from base 376 to 2691 and encodes 771 amino acids. Gene Ontology annotation, biological process: protein demethylation; regulation of transcription by RNA polymerase II. The record is from RefSeq and is a predicted model, not a curated record. The transcript has 20 exons. Lineage: Eukaryota; Metazoa; Arthropoda; Insecta; Hemiptera; Cimicidae. Gene Ontology annotation, molecular function: histone demethylase activity; transcription coregulator activity.
UAAGAGUAACUGUAUGUCUUUUCCACGAUUAAGUUCCGAAGCUCCAAACAUAAAACGGACGUUAUACUUAAUAUUAAAGCAGUAUUUUUCUUAGUAUAUAUUUUUUUAAAGUGCGUCUUUUUCUGCUUUUUUCUCCCGGAUCGAAAUAUUCAUGAAGUUGAAUUUACAUCGGCAUAAACCAUAGGAAAGACUGCGGCCGAAAAAAAAAUUUUUGAAGCUCUAAUAGAGGAAAAUGUCAAGCAAAUGUAAGCCCUGCGAGUUCAUUUCUUCCUCAAAUAUAUUUAGGAUUUCACUUUAGGGGAAGAUGUGAGUCGGAGGGAGGACGUUGCCAACAUACUCGUACAAUAGUUCAGAAAUCCAGAUGAUAUCCUGUGAAUGACCUGCAUAAUAUUGGUUCUCCAUAUUGAUUUGAUAUCAAGUAGGGGAUUAACUCUACUUUGCUUGAAAAUGCAUACUAUUAAAGGAAUGGAUUAUUACCUACCACCAGUAAGAAAUGAAAUCGGCCCAACAAUUACAGGAACUUCGGAAUUUAUUAAAGAACUCCAGCAGAGAACAUUUAGAAGCACUGACGACUUUUUGCUUUUUAUGAAAGCAGAAGAUUUGAAUGAAGACUACUUCAGUCAGUAUGGAUUUAACCGACCAAUUAUGAUCAUUAAUAAUGACGGCCUGGGUCUUAAAGUGCCAAACACAACCAAGUUUUUGGACAUCUGCAACAUGUUGAAACAAGAUGUGGCUGAAGUAGAGGUGAUUGAUGUUGAAAAACAGUGUCAACGUAAGCUCUCACUUUCAGAAUUUACAGAUUAUUUGACAAGUGAGCCAAGAACAUCAACAUUAAAUAUGAUUAGUCUUGAAGUAUCUAAAACAAGAUUAGGUGAUCUGAUAGAGCCUCCGACAAUUCUGCAAAAUAUAGACCUUCAGCAUAAAUACUGGAGUGAACCGAAGCCAGGUUAUUUCCCAGCGGAACCAUCUAAAGUAGAAAAGUAUUGUUUAAUAAGCCCGGCCAAUUCUUACACAGAUUUUCACAUUGACUUCAGUGGCACUUCUGUGUGGUAUCAUAUUGUUAAGGGUAUUAAAGUUUUUUAUUUAAUUAAGCCAACCUGUGAUAAUUUUAAGCUUUUCUGGACUUGGAUGGAAUCACAAAACAGAUUAAAAACAUUUUUUGCUGAUCAGGUUGACGCCUGUUAUAAAUGCUCAUUGCAGCCUGGAACGACGUUGUUUUUACCUACAGGGUGGAUUCAUGCUGUGCUCACUUUAGAAGAUUCUUUAGCCUUCGGAGGCAAUUUUCUUCACAUUUACAAUAUGCCUAUGCAACUCGAUAUCUACGACAUGGAGCAAAAGUUAAAAGUAGAUGAUAAAUACAUCUACCCAUUUUUUAAAGAUUUACACUGGUUUGCAGCCCGAGGUCUUAAAGAUGAACUGGCAUUCUUUAAUUCCAGAAGUAACACACCGACUCCCACUUAUUUAAUCGAAGGUUUAAAGAGGCUUUUAAUGAGCCUUAAACAAUGGACUGCAACUUGCACUGAGAUACAAAUCCGAUACCAUGCUCCAUCUCAGUUGAUAAAGGAUUUGACUCGAGAAAUAAGGGUGGCAGAAAGAAGGCUGUUAACUCUAAGUCCUCCUAAACCUGUAAGAGAAUCAACGAGAGUUAAACGGAAGCCUACAUUUGAAGAUUUCAUCCAGUUCAGCGAUUUAAAUAAAAGGAAGGUAAAGAAAAAAUUAGCAGACAGCAGUCAGCCUUCAUAUACGACAAUGCUUAACGAUGAUUCACCGUCCAGUUCAACAUCAGCUCAUCAUCCGGAAUAUUCGCCCGAUCGUAAGUGGCAAGUUAAAGGUGGAGGCUUGAAAGUGAUUCUUUCAAAGGCGUCUGUUGACCGAAAUGACAAGGCCUUGUCGUACACAGUUAGGCCCCCAUCGCCAGAAAUGUCAGCACAAAACACGGAUUAUUUUACUUUCAACGAGAACGAUGAAAAACCGCUGGAGCCGUACCAUAGCUGUUCAUCUAUGCAUAGCAGUAUAUUUGAUACUAAUCUAAGGGCUAGUGGAAGUGGAAUGUAUAAUUCUAUGCCUGGAGCAGUGAGAAAUGAUACACCUCAUCAUCCAUUGAGACCUCAUGAUCCAUCUGCCUACAGGAUUCGAUUUAAAGCAAUCCAAGAUGAAACGUCUUCUAAAAAAAUGUGGACACGUGUUGUACCUGAUACAGAUGAUGACAUGAACCGUAGUAUUCACCAAGACGAUGAUUUCAUAUAUCCAUCAUUAGAUUUAUCAGAUGAAGAGGAUAGUUCUUCGACAGGGAAAAAGAGCAAAUCUGAAGAGGAUAAAGCUUGGAAUCCAAAAUCAAAAGUCAAUUUUGGUACAUUUAGAACCGAUAGACCAACAAGGGUCGGAAAAACUAAGCUAGCUGUUGAAAAAGGCUUGGAAGCUGCUGCUGCCAAAAAACCAUGUACAUUUCAAACAUUACAACUGAAAAAAAUUAUUACAAAAACUACAUCCCGUCCAACUGGAGAGCAUUCUUUUAAUAGCUGGACACUUCAACAGAAAAAAUUAAAUAUGAAAGCAAUUACCCGUCCAUCAGGAGGAGAACAAUCGUACUCGUCGCCUCCAAAAGAAAAAGUGUCAAGACCAAAGAAAGGAUUGAACACUCCAAAGCAGCGCCUCGGCAAGAUUUUAAAACUUCACAAGUUGAGGCGUUAAAAAUAAGGCUCGGUAAAUAGUAUUCGUCUAAAUUUUGCUCAUACUCGUUACAUCAUUGGUAAUGAAACUAAAUCAGUAAACACUUUGAUGGUAAAGCAACCAUUUGAAGGUGCUCAACUUAUCCUAAAUGUUAAAAAAAAAUUGUGUUCAUUGAAAUUUAUCAAUUAAAUGUAAUAUUGAAACAUAUUCAAUGGUUGCUUGCCACAUAAACAUUUAUUAGAGUUCAUAAAAAAUAAAUAAUUUUAAAAAAGGGAUAAGCUGAACUUUAACGUUGCUGAAUAUUUUAUUUUAUUCUCCGUAAUUAUUUAGCAACCCAGCUCAAUGAUAAUGUUUAUCAUUUUGUUCAUUUUAAAAGAUGUAUAUAUACAUGUACUUAAAUAAUUGUUGUAUAGAUUAAUUGUUUAAAUGGGUUGUUGUGUAAAUUUUUUUAGCAGUAUCCAAAACAUAGUUAAAAUGCUGUUAUUAGUGUGAUGUCUGAGUUUCUUAAUAACAGUUGUCAUUUGACAGAAUACACCCUUAUAUUAUUUGUCUUUUUUUUUUUUUUAAUAUAUAUAUUAGUGAAAGGUUAUGAAUAAGGAAUAUUUAACUAUAGACACAAAAAUUUAGUAUUACAAGAAAAGAAAAUCUUCUAAGAUUUAUUAAUUGCAAGGAAUGGAAUAAGUAUUUUAUAGUUGUUAUAUGACUAGCCCAUUUUAACAAAAAUGAAAAUUAAAUAUAUUUGGAGUUUAGCAUAAAUGAUCAUACUAAAUUUUUUUUUCUUUGUAUUUUAGCGGUCAUUCAUGUGACCUAGUUCAUUGAGCGUAUUAAGUAUAAGUGAUAAUUUUGACUGACCAUUUUAUGUUAAUUAUUAUUUUGGUUCAUAUUUACCAUCAAUACAACCGUAAAAAUUUUCAAUUGUGCAAAUUUGUAUUUUAUAAAGGGUUUUUCAUGUAUUGUGUUCACUGUUAUAUUUAUUUGGAAUAGAAGUGCAUACAUUUAUUCACUGCGGUUUUGUUUUAGCUGAUUUUAAUUUUAUUUAUUUAAUGAAUCGCUUAAUUUAAAAGUUGGACGGAUUAUCAGAAGAAUUUUUUGAGCAAGAUAUUGCAUCACUGUUGUUAUUAUAUAUAUUUUAUUCUAGUUCGUAAAAAUAUUGGACAAGUUCUUGAAAAAAAAAUCUGCAUGUAUUUCAAGAUACCAUCAUUACCAUGGUAAUGUGCCCUAUCAAUCAGUUUAUUUAUUUAUUUUUAUUUUAUUUUUUUUAGCCUAAGAUAAGAAAAUAAUACACAGGAUCGUAUUGAAUGAGAUUAGGUAUAUAAAAAGUUACAAAACUCAAAAGGCGCUUUCAGUAAAGUAGGGCAAAAAAAUUUGGUUUUGAAAAACACAAUUAGGCUUCAUAAUAAGUUCCUUUAAUGCUUCUAAAUACAAUUUUUUUUGUUUUUUAUUUCUAUUUUAUUUACAGAGACCGAGAGAGUUUGUGCCACCGCAUGUAAUUUGUAUGGUUCUAAAACCCUGUCAAGUUAGCUGCGAAUCGGUAGUCAUUUUAAAGUUAUGGCGGUUUUUUUGGAGGGGGGGAAGGAAAGGAAAUUCGCUUGGAAGACAAAAAUUUUGAAUUAAAAAUAUUUGUUUAUAUUUUUCUUAAAAUUUGUAUUCAGUGGGUUUUCAGGGUAUAUACUAAUAUCGACUUCGUUUCUAACUAUACAAUUUUUUAACCUACUUCUACGUCUUCUUCUUUCCACUUUGUCAAAAUUGUUUUUGUCAGCUAGCCAUACUAAACCAUAUAUAUUAAAAUACAUAAUUUGCGACCAAAUUCUGCAAGCAUAUUAAUUUCUUAUCCUACUUUUUUUUUUUUUUAAUAAUAAUAAUCUUGAAAUACAUGCAUAGUAACAGCACAAAAAAAAUGUAAUUUACUUUUUUCCUUGUCUCCUAAGGCCCAUCAGCAAGAACGCUCGGUCACAUGUCUAAUAUUUUUUGACCUAUCGUAAAAAAUAAAAUGCCAUUGAAAUCCUUUUUACUUUGUCUGUAAGUCAAAUUUCAAGCGUGUUAUUGAAUGUACAGUUCAAAAUAUUUAUUUUUUUAUUUUUUUUUAUUUUUUUUUUUUGUCGGGAUUUAAGAUUAUGAACAACUACAAAACAAGCACUGUUGCUUUCUAAAUAUCACUCUUUUUUUUUCUCAUUAGUUUGGUUAAAAUUUUGCUACUUGUUUUAAAUGACAAGAGUUUUCUGUAUUGCAAAAAACUGUGAGUUUAUAGUUUUGAUUUUGUAUUUACAAUUACACUUUAUUGCUUUAGUAGUUCAGUUACAGUUUGAUAAAACUAAAAGUAUUUGUUGUUAUUUUUUAUUCUUAUUCACCGUAUGUGUUCUUCAGGAUAAGAUUUGUUCACAAUAACUUUCAUUAUAAAACUGCCUUUAAGUGAAUCGAAUUAGCAAUUAUAAAAAAAGGAACAUUGGGUGUUGCUUUUUUUUCGUUUUUUUUUCACUUGUAUGAUUUUUAAGUUAUAAAUUUAUACUGUAUUGUUAUUCGUGUUUUAAGGUAAUAUUUAUUUAAUAUUAUGAUAUACUGUAAAAAAUGUAUUAAGAUGGUUUAAAUUUUUAGGAAUGCUUUUUUUAAUAGAUCAUAGAUUCCAGUUUAAUUUAUUAAGACUUUUAAUUUAGAACUAGGUUAUUUUGUGGCUGUUCAGUUUAAAAUAAUUAAAUGUAAUAUUUUGUAAUAAUUGCCAUAUAUGUAUCUGUAUUCAGGCCAAAAGUUUUAUUAUAAACAUAAUUUUUUAACAAGACUUGCAUUAUACCACUGAUAGAUGGAUAUUUUGGCCUGUAAUAUAUUAGCAUGUUCAAUGCGGGGUUGAAUUUCAAUUUUCACCAACUUGGAUGGUAAAUAUUUUUUUCUAGGUUAGAGUAUAUACUUCAGCUCUGCCUAGACAGUCGCAUUGAACAUGUCGAUUUACGAAUGUAUAAUUUUAAGUUUUGCCUUAUCAAAGUUAAAAAAUAGAAAAGUAUCGAAUUAUGAGCCCUGAAAUUUAUACUGUUUAACUAGACUACCAUUCUCCUUAAUAAAAAUAAAUCUGUACUAUUAAAGAGAAUGGAAGACUUGUUAAACAGGAAAAAAUACGUUUAUUUAACACUUUGUUAAAGAAAUUGUACAGUAUGUUUAAAGAUGUAAUGAUUAUAAUUGUGUCAACUUUUUAAAACUUAAAUAGUGUUAAGUUUUUAUGAUUAUGUGAUUAAUUUAGAUUGUUGUUUUAUUUAUUCUAUUUUUUUUAAUAUUUGAUUUAACAGUUAUUGUUUUUUAAUUGCUUGAAGCUGGUGGAGAUAUUUAAAUUUCCAGACCUUGCGGCAGCAUCAGCACAACAAAAAAACAAUCUAGUAUUAAUAGAAAACUGGUACAAACUAACUUAUGUUAAGCGAUUGUAUAUAAUUUUAGUCUCGAUUAGUUUUCAAAGAGAUGAUCCAUCCUUUUAGUUUGUUUUUUAUGCCCAAUGUGAUUUGUUAAAAGAAGCGAAUGCUAUACAUAUACAUGUUGUUGUCAACACUGUCACUUUAAAUAACUUUAAAAUUUUAUUACACAGCCUAGAAAUUAAUUUAAAAAAAACUUUAUUUGCAACAAUUUUAACUGAGUAAAUAUCAAAGUCCAUAAAAUCUAUUACAAGGCUCUUAAUUUCUGUAUAAUUUGUUCAAUUAAAAAAAAGUUUAUGAUCCUUCAUUCUCCCGUUAAUCCUAACCUAAAUAUAACUUUAACCGUACCUGAAACUAAUAUUACCUCUCCAUGCAAGGAACUAGCAUAUGCUUUGCAUGGUCCAACC